UCAGACAAAUUGCUCUUUCGCAUCAGUGUACACAACCUUCGCUGCCACAUUUCCCUCUAGCGUGGCCGGAGAAAUCUUGUCACGUUUUCAGCGGUGAAAUUUGCUUCUGUUCCGCUCCAUCUCCCGGCCAUGUGUCUUUCUAAAAUGGCGGCUAUGGCAGCCAUAGUUUCAGGUGCAAAAACACACUCAAUAUCACCACUUCUAAGAAGGCACCUCUCGUCCCUUUUUCACCCUCUUUCUCCUGCAGCUCCGCUACUAUCGCAACGGCAGAUGUUUCUGGGCGGGGUCAGGAGAACCCAGAUGGCCCAGCAAUUUGUAAGGUUCACCCAUGACGGUAGGCCAAGAGGGUCUCUUUGGAGAGGCAAGAAAAUGAUCGGCAAAGAAGCUCUGUUUGUGAUAUUGGGCUUGAAGAAAUUCAAAGAGGACGAUGAAAAGCUUGAAAAGUUCGUCAAAAAUCACGUCCUGAGGCUUCUGAAGAUGGACAUGGUCGCUGUUCUCAAUGAACUUGAACGCCAGCAAGAGGUCUCUCUAGCAAUCAAGAUAUUUAGGGUGAUUCAGAAGCAAGACUGGUAUAAGCCUGAUGUCUAUCUGUACAAGGAUUUAAUCAUUGCAUUGGCUAGAAGCAGAAAGAUGGAAGAAGCAAUGGAGCUAUGGGAAAGCAUGAGAAAGGAGGACCUGUUUCCUGAUUCUCAGACAUACACUGAAGUCAUUCGAGGUUUCUUGAGAUAUGGAUCUCCUGCUGAUGCAAUGAACAUUUAUGAGGACAUGAAGAAGUCUCCAGAGCCACCAGAAGAAUUGCCUUUCAGGAUUUUGUUGAAAGGGCUGCUGCCGCAUCCCCUCUUGCGGAACAGAGUCAAGCAAGAUUUUGAGGAAAUAUUUCCUGACAGACAUAUUUAUGAUCCUCCUGAAGAGAUAUUUGGACUUCGUUGAGGUUUGUACUUAAACUUCUUUUGGUGCAUUUUUCCUUUGCUUUUAACAGUUUUCACUUGUUUCAUAUAUAGAUGUACAGAUUUGUAUAUUUAAGUAUAUGUAUGAAAAUUUAGCAUAAUGUAUGGAAGCUGUGAAGCUUCUUUUUUUUCACUGUCCUUGAAACAAAUGUCAGAGCUGAAAUCAGAAAUGAGAUGCUUCUCCAGAUGUCCUUGUAACUA
Messenger RNA from Coffea arabica (coffee), 1148 nucleotides. Lineage: Eukaryota; Viridiplantae; Streptophyta; Magnoliopsida; Gentianales; Rubiaceae. The record is from RefSeq and is a predicted model, not a curated record.